CUAGAUUCAAUGACGAGUACUUAAGAGCCAGCCAGCGAUCUAGAUCUUCAUUCCCCAUACUCAGCACGACGCACCCAGCCAUCUGGCAGUAUCAGAGACCUCCAAGCAACGAACAACCACACGAGGUCGACUUGGGAAAUCCACUUCUGAAUUCAGAUACAAGACCCGAAUUCAUCCGCUCUUCUAGAUCUCAUUGUAGAAGUAAGCUAGCUUCACAGUCGAAUUCGGCUGAUUUCACAGCACCUUAAGUAAAGGCCUACUCCACUUAUAUACCACCGCAACAUGGCUUCACAAAUUCUCUUUGUUACUAUUGCCCUUCUCGGAUCCUUAUGUGUACACCAAGUAACGGCUCAAGCUCCACUAACAGCCCCAAGCCCGAGCGCAGGAGGCCCAUCCCCUGGCUCUUCUCCUUCUAGUACACCCUUUCCCACUCCCACCGCUGCCCCUGUGGUUGCUCCCUCACUUGCCCCUGUUCAGACUCCAACUGAAGUUCCCACGAUGGCUCCUUCAUUCACCCCCUCCAUCGAUCCUUCCACCGUCCCUGUGACUGCUCCCGUACCUGCUCCUCUUGCUCCUUCCACCGUCCCUAUGGCUGCUCCCGUACCUGCACCUCUUGCUGAAGUUCCCACUGCAAGCCCUUCUGAGUCGGCACCAGCACCAGGACCUUCUACGGAAACUAGCGCCGGAUUUAUGACUAGCGGACGCGCAUGGACAGGACUGGCUCUCGCUUCAGCCGUUGUGGCGGCCUUGGCUUGAUCAGAAUCUACAGCUUUGACAGUUCAAGCAGCCUUGACCUGGAUUCAAGACAGUGCAGCUAGCAUAGAUUGCUAUAAAGCUGGCUUGAACUCCAAUAAAGUCUAUUAAAUUCCUGCUAGCAGAAUGUCUUUUGAGGUGGAUGGCCUCUAUUCAGAAGGGGUCAAUCAUAAUUGAGUCGCAUUAAUCGACCGUUAGAAAAAAUAUUUAGGAACAUUUUUUCCAGUAAACAUUUUGAAUAAAUGUUAGCUUGAAGUAGGUGGCGUACGAUCAGAAGAGAUAAAUUUGUUGUAGAUUCACUACAUUGCAACUGAAUAAACU
This is a messenger RNA of Marchantia polymorpha subsp. ruderalis, 1074 nucleotides long. The record is from the annotation of a GenBank genome assembly. NCBI's taxonomy places the organism in Eukaryota, Viridiplantae, Streptophyta, Marchantiopsida, Marchantiales, Marchantiaceae.